Spinacia oleracea (spinach) is the source of this 645-nucleotide messenger RNA. RefSeq lists its product as uncharacterized. Lineage: Eukaryota; Viridiplantae; Streptophyta; Magnoliopsida; Caryophyllales; Amaranthaceae. Gene Ontology annotation, molecular function: RNA-DNA hybrid ribonuclease activity; nucleic acid binding. The record is from RefSeq and is a predicted model, not a curated record. The transcript is spliced from 2 exons. The coding region runs from base 1 to 645 and encodes 214 amino acids.
AUGUCCCAAAAAGAAAAGAUUACCUUUUGGAUCAAACGAACAAAUGCUCCAAGAUUCUUUGAAGAUGCGAAUGAAAGAUCGAAAAAACCUCAGAACAAAGCAUAUCACGAUAAAUCCAUCGAAGGAAAACUAGUAGCCGAUUUUCUGGCAGAACUCUCUAACGAAAAUACUACCACAGAAGCAUAUCUCCUCCCAGAUGAGGAACUUUUGAUGAUAGAGGAUGACUACUGGACACUAUACUUCGACGACGCAUCCAAUCAGAAAGGAUGUGGUGUCGGAGUACUUGUUGUCAUCCCAGAAGGUGCACAUGUUCCAAUCUCCGUUAAAGUAGACUUUGAGGCCACAAACAAUGUCACAGAAUACGAAGCCUGCAUAGUUGGGAUGGAAUCCGCGGCAAGCCUUGGAGCCAAACACCUUCGAGUCUUUAGCGACUCAUCCUUGAUUAUAAAUCAAAUAUCGAGGAAAUGGAAGGUGCGGAGCACAAGUCUUUCAAUUUAUCAAGCUCAUCUAGACCAAAUAGCUGAGAAAUUCGAGGAAAUCGAAUUCACGUACUUACCAAGAGACGACAAUCAGUUCUCGGAUGCACUAGCUAAACUAGCCUCCAUGCUCAACAUCCCGAAUGAAAUGGACGGAAUGAACCUAUAG